AUGGGCCAAAGAUACUUUGUCCGCGAAGCCAAAACAAAGCAAGAGUUGGAUAGCAUCUUGGAAGUUGUCUGGGCUGCAAACCACACACCCUACGAACCUUUUAUUCAACUGAUAUUUCCUGUCCUUGGCUAUACGGCUGCUCAUCGCGAGGCUGCCAUCAACGAAUCCAAACGACGCUUCUGGGAACAACACCAGGCCGACCGGUCAAUCCAUUGGUUUUACGCAUUCGACACCGUCACAAACAGAGCUGUGGGCUGCGCACAAUGGGUGAUUUCGACAACAAAUCCCUACGCAGCAGGAGCACCAAAGUUGACUGCACCGUGGUGGCCUGAAGGUGAACAGCGGCGUUUCUGCGAAUCGAUCCUGAAUCAGGUGUACAAGCCCCGCGUGAGCUGGAUGGCACGGCCCCAUUGUGCACUCAACUGGAUGGCAGUGGAUCCUGCUCAUCGACUCCGGGGUAUUGGUUGCCUGCUUAUGGAUGUGGGAGUCGCGCGUGCCGACGAGCUCGAUGUGGAAUGCUGGAUGGAAGCGUCGGCCAUGGGCAAGCCGCUAUACGAAAAGUUUGGUUUUCAGUCGUUGCUGAAAAUUGCCUUCGACACCGAAAAACCAAAUGCAAGCGACGAAUGGAGGAAGAGCGCCCAUGAGAUGACUCCUGCACCAAUUUUCGCUAUGUGGAGACCGACAAAGUCUUCUCGACAGGGUAGUCGGGGUGAGGUGCAAAUGCCGUGGACGCUAGGUACGCGAGCUUAA
Bipolaris zeicola 26-R-13 is the source of this 750-nucleotide messenger RNA. RefSeq lists its product as uncharacterized. Gene Ontology annotation, molecular function: acyltransferase activity, transferring groups other than amino-acyl groups. The transcript is spliced from 2 exons. Bases 1 to 750 code for a protein of 249 amino acids. Lineage: Eukaryota; Fungi; Ascomycota; Dothideomycetes; Pleosporales; Pleosporaceae. The record is from RefSeq and is a predicted model, not a curated record.